CCCCGUUCAGUCGCUCCUUACUGGCGGGCGGGAGGCCACGUGAACGAACAGCUGACAACAUGGCGACGCGCUGGGGCAUCUGCGGAACUGGCCUCAUCUCUCACGAUUUUAGCUGCGCACUGAAAUCACUGCCAGAAUCGGAACAUAAGAUCGUAGCCGUGGGAGCUGCAAGUUCACAAGAAAAAGCAGAAGCGUUUGCCAAGGAACACGGCAUUCAGACAGCACAUGGUACUUACGAAAGCCUCGCAAAAGACCCUGAUGUUGAAAUCGUGUACGUGGGGACGUUCCACCCGUACCACUACAAGGCCUGCCUGCUGUUCUUUGAGCACGGCAAGCACGUGCUGUGCGAGAAGCCGCUGACACUGUCACUACAACAUGCACAGGAGCUGGUGGACAAGGCACGUGACAAAAAGCUCUUCUUCAUGGAGGGGUUUUGGACCCGUUUUUUUCCAGCUGUGAAGCUGCUGCGGGAGGAGCUGUCAAAGGGAUCAGUCGGCAAGGUGAACAUUGUACGAGCUGCCUUCUGCUCACCGACGGCAGUGCUAGAACGCAUGCGCAAAAGAGAGCUAGGCGGCGGAGCGCUCAUGGGAUCUGGGUGUUACCUCAUUCAGUUUGCAGACCUCAUCUUCAAGGAGCGACCGCAGAAAAUUGUAGCUUUGGGGCAGCUAAGCGAUGAAGCCGUAGACACCUCAGCAGCAAUAAUACUGACGUACAGCGAGGGACGGAUGGCUGUGCUGUGCUACAACAAUGGCAGCGUCCUUGGCAACAACACGCUUACUAUCCACGGCUCGAAGGCAAAUAUAGAACUGCAUAGUCCCUUUCACUGUCCAACGACGAUAACUCUUCCAUCAGGGGAAACAAAAGUGUUCCCAUUGCCAGAGACACCCUACACGUACAACUGGGCAAACUCCAACGGCUUUGUCUACGAAGCGGAAUGUGUACGGAAGUGUCUUCAGCAAGGUUUGACCGAGUGCCCGGAUAUGCCACACGAAGAUUCUCUCAACAUCAUGGCCAUACUGGACGAGGUUCGCCGUCAGCUUGGUGUUGUUUACGACAAUCUCAAAGAUUAAUUUCCGGCUAGCUAUAACAGUUGCCUACAGGUGUCUUAAUCAGUCAUCUUUAAUGUCUCCUACAUUAUUUAUUUUCUUUGAUUCUAAAUUACACGCAAGGGAUUAUUUGUAAUCGUUAUAGGGUUACACCUAUGUUGCAGAAAGAGGGCGCGUGAUUCUUAGAUACUGAUAUAUUUCCCAUCUGGAAAACUUCUCUUUCGCUUUUAAUUGGCUUU
Molecule: messenger RNA, 1285 nt
Organism: Pomacea canaliculata
Lineage: Eukaryota; Metazoa; Mollusca; Gastropoda; Architaenioglossa; Ampullariidae
Product: trans-1,2-dihydrobenzene-1,2-diol dehydrogenase-like
Exons: 7
Coding region: 60-1070 (336 amino acids)
Molecular function (GO): nucleotide binding
Source: RefSeq, a predicted model, not a curated record